UUAGUGGUUGUUUUGUAAAUAUUAUAAAUCAUAAAGAUGGCAAAGAGGGUGCAACCACCUUGGGUACCACCGCAAAAGAAGAAUUCGGCGGUUCUUAAACUAUACAACAGUUUAACUAGAGAAAAAGAAGUGUUUGUAUCACAGUUUGGAAAUCGCAUAUUUUGGUACAGUUGUGGACCCACUGUGUACGAUGCCUCACAUAUGGGACAUGCUAGGUCAUAUAUAUCUUUUGAUAUAUUAAGGCGUGUCAUAUCUGAUUAUUUUGGAUAUGAUAUUUUAUAUGUAAUGAAUAUUACGGAUAUAGAUGAUAAGAUUAUAAAAAGAGCCAGACAAAAUUAUUUGUAUCAGCAAUAUAUAGAAGAAGCUCAUACCCUUGAUGAAAUUUUAGAUGAUGCAAAAAGUGUAAUGCAUAUGUUUGAAGGUACAGUGAAGACCACUAAUGAUCCAGAUAAGAAGUGUAUGUUGCAGAAAAUGUUGUGCAAUGUAGAAAAGGCUAUUGAGGAUCUUGAAAAUGCUGUGAAACUUAAGGAUGAGAACAAGAUUAAGGAAUUUCAAGAAUUACUUUUAAAAGAAGCAAGAGAUCCUUUGGCAGACUGGCUGGAUAAAAGGAAAGGAGCUACAGUGACAGAGCAUUCGAUCUUCAAUAAGCUAUCUCAACACUGGGAAUCAGAGUUCCAUAAAGAUAUGGAUGACUUGAAUGUAUUAAGACCAAAUGUUUUGACAAGGGUUAGUGAAUAUGUUCCUGAGAUCAUAGCGUUUAUUAAAAAGAUCGUAGAAAAUGGACUGGCAUAUGAGAGCAAUGGUUCCAUAUAUUUUGAUGUUACCGCCUUUGAUAAGCAGGAUAAACAUUACUAUGCCAAACUUGUUCCAGAGGCUUAUGGUGAUACAUCAAGUUUGCAAGAAGGAGAAGGAGACUUGAGUACUGCAGAAUCAUCUGAGAAAAAGUCGCCAACUGAUUUUGCACUGUGGAAACGUUCGAAGGAAGGCGAACCAUGGUGGGAGAGUCCUUGGGGUAAAGGACGACCCGGCUGGCACAUAGAAUGCUCAGUGAUGGCGUCUAUAAUUUGCGGAGAAAGCUUAGACAUUCAUACUGGAGGAGUUGACUUGAAAUUUCCUCAUCAUGAUAAUGAAAUAGCACAAGCGGAAGCGUAUUUCAAUAAUUGCAAUUGGGUUAGAUAUUUCCUUCAUACCGGUCAUUUGACCAUAGCUGGCUGUAAAAUGUCGAAAUCGUUAAAAAACUUCGUUACCAUACAAGAUGCAUUGAAGAAACAUUCGGCGAGACAGUUGAGACUUGCAUUUCUUUUGCAUUCAUGGAAAGAUACAUUAGAUUAUAGUGACAAUACUAUGAAUAUGGCACUUCAGUAUGAGAAGUUUUUAAAUGAAUUCUUUUUGAAUGUAAAGUGUAAAAUUAGGUCUUUGGGUUCGGAAACAAAUAUUAAUACGUUCAGUAAAUGGACAAAUUCCGAAAUGGAAUUGAAUGCAAAGUUCAGCAAUGCUAAGGACUCUGUACAUAAUGCACUAUGUGAUAAUGUUGACACACGAAGUGCACUUGAUAUGAUUAGAGAUAUUGUUACACAUUGUAAUAUUUAUAUGAAUCAAACUAAGCAACCGAAUACCUUAUUGCUCAGGGAUGUUGCAGUUUAUAUCACAAAAAUGUUUACUAUAUUUGGUGCAAUAUCAUCUUCACAUGAUACCAUUGGUUUUCCAGUAGACGAUAAUACAGCGAACUUGAAUGUUGAAGAGGUCGUAAUGCCUUAUUUAGAAGUUCUGGCAAACUUUCGAGAACAAGUGCGGAAUGAAGCAAAAAUACUUAAAGCUAAUAGUAUUCUUGAAGAAUGUGAUAAAUUGCGCGACGACGUUUUACCAAAUAUCGGCGUGCGUUUAGAAGAUAGUAAUGAAGAAUCUUGUCGAGUGAAAUUGGUAAAUCGUGAAGAACUUUUAAGGGAGAAGGAAUGUAAGAGGAAGCAAGAACUUGAAAAAGCAGAGGAGAAGGAGAGACGAAAGAUAGAAGCUGCUGCGGUGGCUGCAGCAAAAGAAGCUCAAAGAAAAAUGCCUCCCUCUGAUAUGUUCAAGCUGGAGAAAGAUAAAUAUUCUCAAUUCGAUAGCAACGGUAUACCAACGCACGAUGCUGAAGGUAAAGAAAUCAGUAAAGGACAAGUAAAGAAACUGCAGAAGCUGCAACAAGCACAAGAGAAACGAUACAACGAAUACCUUGCUUCUAUUGAAAAUGGCGUAUAA
Messenger RNA from Dufourea novaeangliae, 2238 nucleotides. It is a transcript of the gene CysRS, whose product is annotated as cysteine--tRNA ligase, cytoplasmic. Gene Ontology annotation, cellular component: cytoplasm. Bases 37 to 2238 code for a protein of 733 amino acids. Gene Ontology annotation, molecular function: cysteine-tRNA ligase activity; ATP binding. Gene Ontology annotation, biological process: cysteinyl-tRNA aminoacylation. NCBI's taxonomy places the organism in Eukaryota, Metazoa, Arthropoda, Insecta, Hymenoptera, Halictidae. The record is from RefSeq and is a predicted model, not a curated record. The transcript has 10 exons.